Xiphophorus maculatus (southern platyfish) is the source of this 6042-nucleotide messenger RNA. RefSeq names its product roundabout homolog 1-like. The transcript has 29 exons. Gene Ontology annotation, cellular component: axon; plasma membrane. NCBI's taxonomy places the organism in Eukaryota, Metazoa, Chordata, Actinopteri, Cyprinodontiformes, Poeciliidae. The record is from RefSeq and is a predicted model, not a curated record. Gene Ontology annotation, molecular function: protein binding. Gene Ontology annotation, biological process: axon guidance; cell-cell adhesion. The coding region runs from base 648 to 5270 and encodes 1540 amino acids.
UAAACUUCCUACAGUAGCCUCGGUUUAAUACGAGGCGAGCAUUAAGCAAAGCCCGGCGGAGCCUUUCCCUGUCACUGUAUCCGCAUGUGGUUGAAUGGUGCCUGACCCACAGGAAUCUCCUCCGCACAACAGAAAAGCCUCUGAGUGGGAAGGGAAACCAGAGCAGCUCCGAGCGCAGAGACGCGCGGCGCCCUCAUCCAACCAGCGCCAGCUCCGAGAAUCACUAAACACCACAGAGGGAGUUUUAACCCGUCAAAGUGCCUGAGACCGAUCCGACCCUCAACCGGUCCGUCCUGAAGUGGAGACAUCAUCACUCGGACAUCCGAUCACUUGAUGAAGUUAUCUGCGUGUGGAAGAGAGGAGUUCCCCGGCGCACGGGAGCAGAGCAAACCGGCGUGGUGCUGAGAGGAUCAGCAGCGAGGAUGUCUGCGAAGCAUCUGAACUUUGAUUCACUCUUAGGGGAGCACUUCCGAACUGUUUUGCUCUUGUGAUUAUUUUACUUUUUUUUAAUUAUUAUUAUUAUUUUGCCGGAGAACGAGAACUCUCCCUCCGCGGGCUCUGCUGAAGAAGUUAAUUUUGAAUGACACAGACUUUUCUGCACACUCGGACUGGAUUAGGCACCCAGCUUUCCACAGCUGCUACCAGAGAUGCCUGCUUGUUUCACAGGAAUUUACUUUCUACUGGCUCUGCUGCGGAUUUGUUCAGGGUCUCGUCUCCGACAGGAAGACUUCCCACCCCGGAUUGUAGAGCACCCCUCUGACUUGAUUGUGUCUAAAGGGGAACCAGCCACGCUCAACUGUAAGGCAGAGGGCCGUCCAACCCCGACAGUGGAAUGGUAUAAAGAUGGCGAGCGCGUUGAGACGGACCGAGACAACCCGCGCUCCCACCGCAUGCUGCUGCCCAGCGGAUCCCUCUUCUUCCUGCGCAUCGUUCACGGACGUCGGAGCAAGCCAGACGACGGCAGCUACGUCUGUGUGGCCCGAAAUUAUCUGGGCCAGGCGAUCAGUCACAACGCAUCCCUGGAAGUAGCUAUUUUGCGGGACGACUUCAGACAGAACCCCGUUGACGUCAUGGUUGCCGUUGGAGAGCCUGCAGUGCUGGAGUGCCAACCCCCCCGUGGACACCCUGAGCCCACAAUCUCCUGGAGGAGAGAUGGCGCCAACUUGGAUGACAGAGGCGAACGCAUCACAAUCCGGAGCGGCAAGCUUAUGAUCACCAACACCAGGAAGAGCGACGCGGGGAAGUACAUCUGCGUCGCCACCAACAUGGUGGGGGAGAGGGAGAGUGAGAUCGCGGUACUCACUGUGCUAGAGCGGCCAACCUUCGUGAAGCGCCCCAGCAACGUGGUGCUGCUGGCGGACGAGAGCGUGGAGUUCCACUGCGUUGUUCAAGGAGACCCCGUCCCCACCGUCCGCUGGAGGAAAGAUGACUCUGACCUACCUAAGGGCAGAUUUGAAAUCCUGGAGGACCACACUCUGAUUGUUCGCCAAGUUGCCUCUCCAGAUGAGGGCUCCUACACAUGUAUGGCAGAGAAUAUGGUCGGGAAAUCUGAAGCAUCUGCCACCCUCACUGUACACGUCAACACGGUGCCCCCCGCCUUCGCCGUUCGCCCCAGGAACCAGGUGGUGUCAGUAGGCAGGAUGGUCACCUUCCAGUGCGAAGCCACGGGCAACCCACAGCCAGCCAUUUUCUGGCAGAGGGAGGGCAGCGAGAGUCUUCUGUUCUCCUACCAGCCGCCACAGCCCUUCAGCCGUCUGUCUGUCUCCCAAAUGGGCAGCUUAACCAUUACGGAUGUUCAGCGCUCUGACGCGGGCUUCUACAUCUGCCAGGCUCUCAACAUAGCUGGCAGUGUCAUUACUAAAGCUCUGCUAGAAGUUACAGAUGCUGGAUCAGAGCACACCCCUCCCGUCAUCCGGCAGGGUCCCGUCAAUCAGACGGUUCCCGUUGACAGCACGGCAGUACUGGGUUGCCAAACUGUUGGCGCUCCGCCUCCCACUGUCCACUGGAAGAAGGACGGCACAGUGGUCUCUCCAGUGGAUUCUCGGAUGUCCCUAACAGAAACAGGGUCACUGAAGAUCCACUAUGCAAAGCUGGGUGAUGCAGGAUUCUACACGUGUGUUGCUUCUAGUCCAAGUGGAGAGGCUUCCUGGACCGCAUAUCUGCAAGUGGAAGAGUUUGGCAUUGUUGUCCAGUCCGGUCAUCCAAAAGAUUCCAACCUGAUUCCUGGUGCUCCGUCCAAACCUGAAGUUUCUAAUGUUAGCCGGACGUCUGUCACACUGUCAUGGAAAUCCAGCCCUAUUCCUGGCGUAACGCCUACAUCCUACUUAAUUGAAGCAUUCAGUUAUACAUUAGGAAACAGAUGGGUGACCUUAGCAGAGCAUGUGAAGACUGAAUCCUAUGUUCUGACUAAUCUGAAACCUGGAGCUGUUUAUGUCUUCAUGGUCAGAGCCAGUAAUAUUUAUGGCCUUAGUGAUCCCAGUCUAAUCUCUGACUCAGUCAGAACUCAAGACAGCUCCUCCACCAUGCAGGGGGUGGACCACCGUCACAUCCAGAGAGAACUGGGAGAUGUUGUGAUCCACCUACACACACCAACAGUCCUGUCAUCUUCAGCUGUCCGGGUGCACUGGAUGGUGGAACAGCAGUCCCCUUACAUCCAGGGCUACAAGGUGCUUUACAGGGUAUCCGCGGAGCAUGGGCAGCCGGAAUCGCAGUGGGCUGUUCUGGAGGUGCGUGCCCUGCCGGAGGACGGGGUGGUGAUCAGUCAGCUAAAGAAGGGAUGCAUCUAUGAGUUCAAAGUGCGACCUUUCUUUGAUGAGUUCCAAGGAGCUGACAGUGAGGUGAAGGUUGUCAGGACAUUGGAAGAAGCCCCGAGAAGAGCUCCCCAAGGUGUUACAGUCACAAAGAGCGAUGCCAAUGGGACUGCUGUCCUUGUUUCCUGGAAGCCACCUCCAGAGGCGGGAGAGGACGGAAUCAUUCAGGAAUACAAGAUCUGGUGCCUGGGUAACGAGAGCCGCUACCAUGUGAAUCAGUCGGUGGAUGGGUCAACCUUCUCUGUGCUCAUUCCUAGUCUGGCUCCAGGAAUUCGCUACAGUGUAGAAGUUGCAGCAAGCAACGGUGCUGGGCCCGGAGUCAAGAGUGAUGUAGCGUUCUUUCAAUUAGAUUUUGCCGGCCAGAUGAUGGACAUCAGUGACAAAGGAGGCACCUUGUCCCAGAUCUCAGAGGUGGUGAAGCAGCCGGCUUUUAUCGCAGGCAUUGGCGCCACCUGCUGGCUCAUCCUCAUGAUUUUCAGCGUGUGGCUGUACCGUCAUCGCAAGAAGAGGAGUGGCCUCAGCAGCACAUACACUGGCAUCCGGAAGGUCCCAUCUUUUACGUUUACACCUACAGUGGCAUAUCAAAGAGGAGACGCUGUGUGCGGAGCUGGCAGGCCUGUCCCUCUCAGCAUGGGCGAGCCUCUAAACCAGCUGUGGCUGCCAGACAACUGGCCAAACGCAUGUGCCAAUCAUAAGGACUGCAGCAUCAACUGCUGCAAUAAUGGCAACGGCACCAGUGACAGCAACAUGACAACAUACAGCCGACCAGCUGACUGCAUUGCCAACUAUGGAAACCACCCAGAAAACAAGCAAGGGGGACAGCUUGGUUCUGAGACCCCCAUAUACAGCGAUGUGAAUCUUUCCAACAAGCUCACUGAGAUUAAGACGUUUAACAACUCCAACUUUUGCUACACGAGCCCAGGAGGAGACUCGUCGGGCACGUACGAGCCCAUACCGUACGCCACCACGCAGCUCAUUCAGGCCAACAUUAAAAACAAGGCCUCCGCCGGUGGCUGUGCAGCCGAGCCCCCAGAUAUACCCUGCUGGAAGCAGCCGCCCAACCUGCCGCCGAUACCCAAGGAGAUGGCAGCGCUGAUGCAGCACAGCACAGCCGAGCAGAGCUGCAACGAUCUACAGGGAAACGAGGGCAUGAUCCACCCCAAAACCAUGCCGUACAACCAGACCCGCGACCACAGCACAGGAGGCUCCCACCAGAGCUCCGACAGAGGCAGCAACAGCACCUCAGGGAGUCAAAAUCAAAAGAAAGGAAUGCGGGCCCAGAAGAUUCCCAAACACAUUGCAGUGAGCUGGGGGGACGCCGUGUCUGAUCCUCAUCCGAACGCCUGGGACUGCGACGAGUACAGUCUGCCCAUGGAGACGAGCUUUGAUCCAGAGGAGAGACUGGACAGCUGCCCCACUCCCCCGGUCAGAGGAGUAGCCUCAUCUACUACUGAAGCGUCCUGCAGUGGUGUACCCGCCGCUCCACCGCAAGGAGACAUUAGCAACGGCCUGCAGGAUGGAGCCAAACACCUCGCCCACACCUACUGCUCAAUACUGGACACAGACGGACCGGAGGAGAACGAGGAGGAGGUCGACGAGGAGACGGCGGCCGCGCUGGCAGAAGAUCUCUACAGCCAAUCCCAGCACCACCUGAAGCACAAGCAGCACCAUGUCUCUCCGCACAAGUUGCUUCUGCAAGGUCUGGAGCAGACGCCGGCCUCCAGCACCGGGGAUCUGGACAGAUCGGUCACAGGGUCUAUGGUCAACAGCUGGGGCUCAGCAUCUGAGGAUAACAUCUCGUCAGGCAGGUCCAGUGUCGUCAGCACCUCAGAGGGCUCCUUCUUCACAGACGGCGAUUUCAACCAGGCUGUCGCCUCUUCCAGGGAUAUUGUAGGCCUGCGUAUGUGCAGGUACCCAGAGGUGCCAGGUCGGCGGCACCAGCGAGCAAGCAGUCCCAUGUCAACGGACAGCAACAUGAGUCCUGCGAUAACACACAAAAGGCCCAGACGCCAUAAACCAAACCAGUCUGGACAACAGGACUACCAAUCCAAAGAUAUCUUCAGCGACGACUCUUGCAUGCCUCUAAAUUUCACAAACCAGAUGUCCCACGACGACCACAAAGCGAGGGGAGCAACUCUGCCUCGGAUGGGCUCCGGGCAGGGCCGGGCCAGACGAGGCAGCGCCGGGACUCACAGGGUCAGAGACGGAGCAACUGAGCAGAGAGAGAGUCAAGAAAUGGACAAGGUUCCACCGGGGGCUAAAGGAAACAACAAUAACAACCGACAGCAUUCAGAAUUUGGGGACGUGCUUUUGUACAGUCGUCCGUCUUUCCCGUCAGGUCAGCCUCAGAGGGAGUCGGGCUGUAAUCCAUCAAACUUUCAGUCAUGUGGAGGCUCAAGGACCAAGCAGGGAGAGCAGGUCAUCCUCACAGAACAGGUGGAAGAGUUCCUAAAGAGGUAAGAAGCAUCAGGAGCUCAAGAGGAAUAUACUGCAGCUGGACUAUGGCUUUUAAAAUGUGGACAUAAACUCUGAAAAUACUGCACAACAUCCUUUCCUACUUUGAAUUUCACAUUUGGUGUUAAAAAAAUGCUCUCAUAUUAAAUGGUGGACUUGUUUUUUGUUUGUUUUUUUUCUUAAUGACCAGCAUUCAGGUCCUUGAACUGCUGGCUCCUUUGAAAAUAUAACGAAUGCACAGUGGAUGGCGGAGAUGAGCGCACACCAGAGUGUUGUUGCUCGACGCGGUUUGUGUGAUAUUUGUUUGUCCGUUGUCUUGUUCUUUCUCUGUAACUAAACUACGGUCAUUACCAGCCAUCUUGUAAAUUGUUUACUGCCACAGAAGUGCUUCAGAUUUUUAUAUAACAGUGUUAAUGUUUUUGUCUUAUUUUUUAAGUGAUGUACAUUUUUGUCUCUGUAUUAUUUUUGUCCUACUUUGGUUAUGAAAGCACAAUCACUUAAUUUUAUUUGAAUUCAGUGUUGAAUGAACUUGAACCAGGAGGAAAUCAGCUGUCGGAGUCCUGUUAAUCAUUUUUAUCACUUUACGUCAGACUGAGAAAAAGAUUUAACAAUUGUGAUGUGCAUUGAGUUGUGUGCUUUUCGGCUGCUUUCAUUCAAAUUUGAGCUAUCUUUGUUGUGUGUACUGGGAGAAUUGCAUGCAGAUUCGAAGCGAAGGACGUUUUUUUUCUAAUCAAGUUUGUGCUUUGCCCUUUAUUUGGCAUUAUAAAAAAAAAAAAAA